Penicillium odoratum is the source of this 1788-nucleotide messenger RNA. RefSeq lists its product as uncharacterized. Bases 1 to 1788 code for a protein of 595 amino acids. The record is from RefSeq and is a predicted model, not a curated record. Lineage: Eukaryota; Fungi; Ascomycota; Eurotiomycetes; Eurotiales; Aspergillaceae. The transcript is spliced from 4 exons.
AUGCCUGCCCAGGACGAUGAUCCAUUGGCUUGGGAAUCUCGUUUCGACCGAAAACCCGUUUCCUCGAACCCCGUGAUCGCAGACCUCGAUAUCGAAUAUAGUGAAUUGGCUCAGUCAUGGAAGGCCUUUAUUCGUCAUGUCCCGACCGAGAAUCGUGUCAUAUGGGAGGAGCGACCACAGACGGCCACCGAUGUUCAGGCUUUGGUGCGCAACCUCCAUACCUUUUGGAUAUCCCAACCCCGCCAACGGCUGGCCGAUCUCUGUGACCGACUCCUUCCUACCAUCGAUUGUCAUGCUCGGAUACUUGCUGUCCUCCCCGAUGGUAAUCUUUACUAUACCCCGCUACUCUAUGGGGUGAUGCAGUCGGUAAUCAAGGCAUCGUCAAAUUACCCCCGGGUCCUCGAGGGCCUUCUUACCGCCUUAAAUAAUAUUACUAGUGCCAUCAAGGCCCCAGCGGAACUCAAUGCGUCCCACAGGGGGCCGGUCGCUGAAAUAUACACCCUGAUCUUCUUAUUUCUGAAUGAAUUCAUGGACUGGUAUGUGCGACGGUCCACCUGUCACCUAUUAAGGAGCCAUAGCCAGGAUGCCUAUGCCCACUUUCACCCCCUGGUCAAAUGCAUCCAGCGUCAGGCUCAAGACCUUUCCGGCCCCUCGGAUGCGAUGGAUGUCGACGAGAGUUGGGACUCCGCCUACAGUCCUCGCGCCCUAUGGGAGGAGUCUCAGCUCAGCCAGGUGGGACGGGAAGGAAAGCGCAGGCGACACGCCGCACAAAACACCAUGACCCGACGCUUGAUUUGGGAUAUCCAGGAAGAUGCCGAGAAACGUGAUCAGUUAAGAAAAACACGAGAUCAGCUGUUAGGGCAGAUGCUACAGAAUACAACGGAACAACUAGUCCCUGCAAAGGAGCAGAGCAACUGUAUUGUGUGCAUGACAACUGCUGCUCCGGACCUUGUAACACCCCUUGUCGAAUGGUCGCGGGGGUCCAAGCGUCGACUAGCCCGUCUUGAGCUGCAGAGUGAAUCCAAGCACCUUCAGCCCUUCUUUGAUAAUGAGGAUCAGAUUCCUCACUGCGAUCCCGACGUCAAGGCUGUGACUGAAGCUAGCGUGAUUUCCUCCCUCCAGAAAUGGGUCACUAGUCCCCGUUCCCAGGCCCUAGCCGUUGCUGGAUCCCAAACUACCGAGUCGCUAAGCCCCGUGUCCAUGAUCGCCGCAUCCUACGCCUUUUUUGCUCGGGAGGCCGGACUUCCGACUCUUUCCCACUUCUGCAAGCUGUCUUCCAAAGAAGUCUCUGGACAGACCCCUCACCAGCAAGGGCUGAUCGCCUUGACGUAUAGUCUCAUCCGACAGAUGAUUGAUAAUUUACCCACUGUGGUCGACAGUGACUCACUACUCGAUCUCACUGCAGAGCGGUUCCGUCCUAUUGACGGCACAUUGGGCAGCUGGACCGCCGCUCUAUCACUGGUAGACACCCUCCUUCAUUUCGCACCACCCUUAUUGGUAUGCGUCAUCGAUGGUAUUGACACAAUCCACGACGAAUCGACGGAUGUUGCCCUGCGGGAAUUGAUCCGUGUGCUACUCACGCACACCCGUCAUCAACCGCCUAGCGGCGACAGUCCCGGUCCAACGUUCUUGUUCAAGGUUUUAUUCACCGUCGCCGGGCGUCCUAGUGCAUUGGUCGAUACCAUGUCCGAGAACGAACUCGUUGUGAGCGAACCCACCCUGUCGGACGAGCCCUCGGCCGAAUCAGUCCUGACCUCUGACCUUGGUGCAGUCAUGAUGAAUGCAUAA